AUGCCAGAAAGCUUGGGAUCCUCAGACAAGCAAACGACCCAACCCAUCGCGAAGAGACUACAUCCACGAAAAAGUAAAGAAGGACUCAAAGAACCAAAGCAAAAGAAAAAGAAGGAGGCACCAAAAUUUGUUGCGGUCUGCACAGAACAAUGUGAAAA
Molecule: messenger RNA, 158 nt
Organism: Dentiscutata erythropus
Lineage: Eukaryota; Fungi; Glomeromycota; Glomeromycetes; Diversisporales; Gigasporaceae
Source: the annotation of a GenBank genome assembly